Molecule: messenger RNA, 2481 nt
Organism: Durotheca rogersii
Lineage: Eukaryota; Fungi; Ascomycota; Sordariomycetes; Xylariales; Xylariaceae
Exons: 2
Coding region: 294-1889 (531 amino acids)
Source: RefSeq, a predicted model, not a curated record
CCGGCAUCCCCCUCCGGCGCGUACUCGUGCGUCAACCCUCAUUCACUCUCUAUACCGCUCUUCAUGAUCUUCGGCGCUGCUGGUUUUCUUAUCCCCCUCCUCUAUCCAACCUCCCCACCACCACCGACGCAUCUCUAGCAACCGUCCCCCUGGUCCCUGAAUCUACCUCCUAUACGCAUCCUGACAUCGGACCAUCCCAGACGCACGCACAUACAUAAAACUAACCGAUCCGCCGAGGUCCUCGCUCGGGACGAACUUGAACCUACGUGUUGGUUACCCACGUAAUUCGUUACAUGGUAACCAUGGAUCCCACCAAUCCGCCCCCGGAGCAGUCACAGCCGCAACGCUCGGCCGCACCUCAAUACACCACUGUGGGCUCUGUCUGGAAUCCCCAGUCGCUACCACUUCAGCCUCCCGUUCGCCGUGGCCGUGCUAUGAAGUCUGCUCUCAUGCAUCCCUAUAGCGACAGGCCCUCGUCUACUGUCCAGCACUACUCGCCCCUGCAGCAGAAUUUCGACCGUGCUGUCAGUCCCGACCAUCCUAUUCUCGCGGAGCGCAUUGCUAUUCAAGAACGAGAGCGAGCUAUCCUCGCCUCGUCACCCCGACUACCCGUCCAUCAGCCGUAUCUACACACGCAGCCUCAGGCAGCCAAUCCACCCACCUUCCCCGCCAACCCAUUCGACGCCGGCGAUCUUCCUGUCGAGGGUCGAGACCGCCAAAUCACAGAGCCCAACGAUACCAGCAACACUUUGAUACACAUGACAACCAAGAGUUUGACCAACUUGGCAUCAUACCCAAAUCCCAUGCAGAAAUCCGCCCAGAAGAUGCUUGAGAAGGCCCGUCAGCCUCUUGCCCCGGCGACCAAUCAGGCUCCUGAUCCUAGAGAGGAAACCGAUCUCCCUGUUGGCGGACCCCCAGCCAGCCUCCGAGACACUCGCUCCGAGUUUGCCGCUAUGGCCCAUCUGCCGCAGUCGGAUAGAGCCGACGAGUAUGGCGACUUCACCCGGCUCUCGGGAACUCAUGAUCAGACUGCCGCCGCUCCCUGCUUUCGAGAGACCGCGAGUCGUCUUGCCGUCCUAUCUAGGGGCCCAGGCGCACCUCAACCCCUAACCGCAGGUCCUCCUGGCCAGCGGCAGUACCGUCCCUCUGGAUUGGAUCCGGCUAGCGAUGCCUCGCGAAGGGACGCGCAACGGCUGCGCGAACUUAAUGACGUCAUCGCCAGCGCCCAACAAUCCGCUCUACCGUCUCGCACACCCCAGCCCCUUCAGCUUCGGCGACGCAUGCAUACUAUUGGUGAACGAUCGAGCCCUGUACCAGAAAGCAGGGGUUGGCCAUCCUUACGAACUCCAGCAAAUAUCGGCAAUGAAGCCCCUGAGAGCCUUGACCACAUCAUCGACACACUCCCCCCAGAGGAGGCACGAAAGUUCUAUCCGCACGCCUUCCCCUCGAAUUAUAAUUACGUCUCCUCCGCGGCCAACGACGGUUGGUGGAAACAGAAGCUCCUACUGCUUGAGGAUGGUGAAGAGCUUAAGCUCCAUUCGCAAACUGUAUCCCAGCACGGAGGAGACCUCAAUGCUCCAACCGCUCGCAAGGACGGGACUCUCGGCGGGACCUAUAGCAGGGUUUGCACUCUCGGCAGGGAUUUCGAUAUCCCUUCCCACCGGGAUGCCGGUGACGACUUAGACCGUGUAGGUGGUAGCAAUUCUAACGAAGGACCCGGGGGCACGAGCGGCAACCGGUUCGAUCUCCGGCCCACAGUCGAAGGGGCCGACGACAUGGCCGCGUGUAAUCACGCCGAGACCCCUUUCGGCGCGACGUUUCGGAGCAUUCCCAAGUAUUCGGGGUUUCCUCCCGGCUACAACCCGCCCAGGGACGGCAGUUCGCGUUAAGAGAGCCUCUUGAAGGAGGCCUAGAGGUAUCGCCGAUAUUAUUGGUAAUCACGACAGGAUGAUUGGCUAUUGCAUGAGGAUUUAUAGGGGGAGGGGAGAUGGCAAAGGGGACGAAGUUUCGGCAAGAUUUGUUGUAACUGGACACGGCACACUUGCGCUCGGAGAGUUCGCGGAAGCAUGAUACGGACAACAGGGGACGGAAAGAGAAAAUUCAUUUUUUGUGAUCAACCGAAUGGCGUUUAGGCAGGUUGGCAGGCAGGAGCGUCACUACAGGGGACUUCUCAGCGAAAGACGGUCGGCGUAGUAUUCGAGUCGAUACCGCAGACAUGUAGAGUAGUCAGUCAGUCAGUCACGACGACGACGGUGCCUCGCUUUUCGGUUUUUUGGGCAUUGGAGAUAAGAAAUAUAUUCCUCGCAGACGUUCCUGGUAUAGAGUGACGGGAGAAGCUAAAAUCACUACUCCCGCCAGGACCUGGGCGUAGGGGGGCUCUGGCGGCCGCGAGAACGAGUAUCUACCUAGCCUAGGCUCUGCGCUGCCCCCUGACCUACUCGCCUCCUCACCUCCUCUUAACACCCCCCCCUUCCCCUCCCC